AUGGAGGAACUUUUAAGCAAACUAAAAGAAUCCAAAGAAUUCGCCGAAAUGGGUAGCAAUAUCUCUGAUGAACAACUUAGACAGUUCAUUAAUGCUUAUCAAAGCAAUCAAAGAAAGCCUGAAGGCCAAAUGGAUGAAGAAGGAGGAAUUAUUGUGACCCCAAAAAAAGGAUUCGCAAUUAAAACUGUGGACUCCAAAACAAAUGAAAAAGUUUUUCUAAAUAUUUGUUCACAUGAACUUAUAGAUCCUCCACAAGAGGAAGAAAUUCCUAAUAUUGAUGAUCAUAUAGGCUUAAGAGUCCCUUUAUCUUUAGGAAAUCCAAAAUCUGAUUUUGAUAAAAGUAAACAAUAAUUAGAGGGAGGCAUUUGCAGAGUUUAUGAUGUUAUUGUUAACCCUACAGUUCUGCAGAAAGCACAAGAUGACGCACAGACGAGGCAGCUGCUGAUGGAAUUAUGUGCAUCUCAUAUAGCCCAAAAACAUAAGCAGGAGCUAUCUUUGAGUAAUAUCUAUAUAGAGUUCAGAUAUAUGAGACUGAAAUAUAAAGGAGCUACAGUUCAGCAACAGAGGAUUAGAGGUAAAAAACAGCCAAAAAUCGAAGUUUUAGAUAAGGAAGUUUUUGAGACUCCAAUAGAAUCAGUAAAAUCUCCUGAGUGGGAACUUAAAGUUGAUGGAAAUAAUAUUGAUCCUGAAACUUUAAAAACAGCCAAAACAUUUGAGCUGAAAUUUUCUUUAGACUUAUUAGUGACAGGCAAAGCAAUUGACCUUAAAGCAAGCCCAGAAAGAAUUUCCCUCCAAGUUGGCCGAUUUUAUGCAAUUAACUUAUGAAUGCCAUUUAUUAUGGACAUGAAUUCUUUGAAUGCUGAAUUUGAUUGUCAAACUAGGAAACUUAUUAUAACAGGAAACAUAAUAAUAGAAGACACAGCUGUUAAGACAGAAAAAGUACCAGAAGAAGAGCCAAAAGUUCAGUUGAAACCUUUAGAACUCUCCUCAAAUGAGCUUUUAUAUGACAUCGUUUAA
This is a messenger RNA of Blepharisma stoltei, 1017 nucleotides long. NCBI's taxonomy places the organism in Eukaryota, Ciliophora, Heterotrichea, Heterotrichida, Blepharismidae. The record is from the annotation of a GenBank genome assembly.